Benincasa hispida (wax gourd) is the source of this 2236-nucleotide messenger RNA. It is a transcript of the gene VTC2, whose product is annotated as GDP-L-galactose phosphorylase 1. Gene Ontology annotation, cellular component: cytoplasm. The record is from RefSeq and is a predicted model, not a curated record. Gene Ontology annotation, molecular function: GDP-D-glucose phosphorylase activity. NCBI's taxonomy places the organism in Eukaryota, Viridiplantae, Streptophyta, Magnoliopsida, Cucurbitales, Cucurbitaceae. Gene Ontology annotation, biological process: glucose metabolic process.
CGACCGCCAUUUUUUCCACCACAGAAAUUUCUUCUCCACUCCAAUUCUCUUAUCAUCUUCUAUAUAAUUGCAUCUUCCCCACUUUUCUCUUCUCGUGCAGCCCCUUUCAAGUUUCGAUCCCCCACUUUUACCACUUUCGUCUUCCUCUUUCUCCUUCUGGGUUCUGCAAAUUCCGUUUCCCCAUCUGGGUUCUUCAAAUUUCGUUUCAAAAUCAACUACCCAUGUUUUAAUUUGAACAACUGGUGCGUUGGAAUUGAGUUCUCGAAGGAGAAAGAUCGUUGAUAUCACAAGCCAUUCUCUCGAGUUGAGGGGGUAAAACCCGGGUUCGUCAAGGUGUAGACAUCACGGCUAUACACGUGGUUUCCCGGCCGUUCAUUCAUGUCCGGGCUGUACGACGGAAGGGUUGUAUAACUCCGACAAACCCUUCGCCGCACGGCGGACGUGGUGCUUUGCCGUCCGAAGGGGGUAGUCCUUCUGAUCUUCUUUUUCUUGCCGGCGGUGGAUUCUCUUCCUUCUCCUCUUCUUCCUAUUAGCUUUUUCGACGACUCUGUUUGUUUUUAGCUCUACGAUUUAGACUUUGACUUCAGGAAGUUUCUGUUUCGCGUUUCUUUGUUUUGGGUGGGAGAUUUUGGUGUUGGGUUUGAUUUUAAUUAGAAGCAGACAAUAUGUUGAGGAUUAAGCGCGUUCCUACUGUGGUUUCUAAUUAUCAAAAGGACGAGACAGAGGAUGUCUCUCGCAAAGCAGGGUGCGGCCGGAACUGUCUGAAUAAGUGUUGCAUUGAAGGAGCCAAGAUUCCAUUAUAUGCUUUCAAGAAGCUAAACAAGAUAACUGGCUUAAAAGGCUUAUGCUGCGAAUAUGAGGACAGUGUUCCUCCUGUUGCUUUUCUUGACUCGCUGAUUCUUGGGGAGUGGGAGGACCGGAUGCAGCGGGGGCUUUUUCGCUACGAUGUCACUGCUUGUGAAACUAAGGUGAUUCCUGGAAAGUAUGGUUUCAUUGCCCAGCUGAACGAGGGGCGUCAUCUGAAGAAGAGGCCAACCGAGUUUCGAGUUGAUAAGGUUCUCCAGCCCUUUGAUGGUAACAAGUUCAACUUCACCAAGGUUGGACAAGAAGAGGUCCUCUUUCGUUUUGAAGCAAAUGAAAAUGGGAAUACACAGUUUAUUCCGAAUGCCCCUAUUGAUGUUGAAGAUUCUCCAAGCAUGGUUGCCAUUAAUGUAAGUCCUAUUGAAUAUGGGCAUGUGCUCUUAAUCCCACGUAUUCUCGAAUGCUUGCCACAAAGGAUUGAUAGAGAAAGCUUCUUGCUUGCUCUUCACAUGGCAGUGGAGGCUGGGAAUACAUACUUCAGACUUGGGUACAACAGCUUGGGUGCAUUUGCCACCAUCAAUCACCUUCACUUUCAGGCAUAUUACUUGGCGGUCCCUUUCCCUAUUGAGAAGGCUCCGACGAAGAAAAUAAUCACAUUAAAAGAUGGAGUGAUUAUCUCUGAGCUACUAAAAUAUCCUGUCAAAGGGCUUGUCUUCGAAGGCGGAAAUACUCUGCAAGCUCUAUCCAACUCGGUGUCUGAUGCCUGUGUAUGCCUUCAAGAAAACAACAUUCCUUACAAUGUCUUAAUUGCUGAUUGUGGGCAACGGAUCUUUCUUCUCCCACAGUGUUAUGCUGAGAAACAAGCACUUGGGGAAGUGAGUGCAGAGCUGCUCGACACCCAAGUGAACCCAGCUGUAUGGGAGAUAAGCGGUCACAUGGUGUUGAAGAGGAAGAAGGAUUAUGAAGAGGCAUCAGAGGAAAAUGCAUGGAGGCUCCUCGCUGAGGUAUCCCUAUCAGAAGAGAGGUUUCAAGAAGUGUGUGCUCUCAUCUUCGAAGUUAUCGAUACGGUUGAUGCUGAAAAUGCUGAAGGUAGCCCACGCAUGCCCGAGGAGCAUGAUGAUGCUUGUCUUAAGGAAGUGGAAGCCAGAAACAAGGCCUCCCGCCCACUCUCGGUGACCGGGGACGCAGGAAUGCUUAGUUUAGUUCUAUAGGAACUACAAACGUAAGGGCCUUGAUGCUUAAUUAGUACUUUUUAACUGUGUAUGGUGGAAACUUUGUGUGUGUAGUUGAAGUGGUGUUAUGAAUAAUACUUUGGUUGGAAGUUUGGCUGUACUAUUUAGUAUUUUGUUAGGACCCUGUGUUUCAUGUGUACUUUUACUAUAUCAUGUGAAAUAAUAGUUUCUGCAGUGUAUUCAAGUGGAUGAACUUUUGAUCC